Microtus oregoni (creeping vole) is the source of this 2788-nucleotide messenger RNA. It is a transcript of the gene Esf1, whose product is annotated as ESF1 nucleolar pre-rRNA processing protein homolog. NCBI's taxonomy places the organism in Eukaryota, Metazoa, Chordata, Mammalia, Rodentia, Cricetidae. Gene Ontology annotation, cellular component: nucleus. Gene Ontology annotation, biological process: rRNA processing. The record is from RefSeq and is a predicted model, not a curated record. The coding region runs from base 110 to 2599 and encodes 829 amino acids. The transcript has 14 exons. Gene Ontology annotation, molecular function: RNA binding.
CUCAGACCGGGAUCCGAAAAGACGAGUGAGGAGCUGCGUGGGUCUCCGACGGGAUCUCCUUGGGGUUUUGUUUGGUUUUUCUGGAUAUUUCUUCAGUAAGACCGUAAAAAUGUCAUCCAAACAAGAAAUAAUGAAUGACCAGCGGUUUAGGCGGGUUUCAAAGGAUCCCAGAUUUUGGGAAAUGCCAGAGAAGGAACGAAAAGUCAAAAUUGACAAGAGAUUUCGAGCCAUGUUUCAUGACAAAAAGUUUAAAUUGAACUAUGCUGUUGACAAAAGAGGGCGCCCUAUCACCCACAGCACAACGGAAGACCUGAAACGCUUCUAUGACCUGUCAGACUCUGAUUCUGAUCUCUCUGAUGAAGAAAGCAAAGUGCUGGACCAAAAGAAAGUAAAGCAGAAAAAGAAACAGACGGAAAAGGAAGUGAAGUCAAAAAUGCUGAUUGAGGAGAAAAAGAAAGAAACCAAAAAAGUUGAUCAGAAGGAUCCUAUAAACAAAAAUAAUUUAGAUAAUUCUGAAAGAAUUCAAAAAAUGAAAAACGUGUGUAAAUCUCAAAGGGUAAAUUUAGAAAUAAGUCCCAAAAAGGAUAGUGAAGAAUUUCCACAAGAUACAAAAAAGAAAAGGAACAUCACCGACCACAGUACAAAUUCUUUGCCCAAAGGAAAACCAAGGACCAAAGAUUCCAGUACCCCUGAAAUCGUGAAAUCUCCAACAAUUACUUGUUCUAAGGCCAAAAGAGAAAAGCAAUCAGUGCUUCCAGUCGUUCUGGCAAGAGACAAAGAUGCCCUGGAAGAAGAUUCAGACAGUGCUAGUGAAAUAGGAAGUGAUGAGGACUCUGAAGAUGAAGUCACAAGUGAUGAUAGAACUUCAGCUGAUGAUGAUGAAGAGGAGGAAGAAGAGGAGGAGGAGGAAGACAGUGAGGAGGAGGAUGAAAGUGACAGUGGUCCUGAUCUGGCAAGGGGUAAAGGAAAUAUAGAAACUAGUUCUGAAGAUGAAGACGAUUUUGCAGAUCUAUUUCCAGAAGAACCUGGUUUUGAACAUGCUUGGAGAGAAUUAGAUAAAGAUGCUCCUCGGGCUGAUGAGAUUACACGCCGACUAGCAGUUUGCAACAUGGACUGGGAUAGAUUAAAGGCAAAAGAUUUGCUGGCUCUGUUCAAUUCUUUUAAGCCCAAAGGAGGAGUUGUAUUUUCUGUAAAGAUAUAUCCUUCGGAGUUUGGAAAGGAGAGGAUGAAAGAAGAGCAAAUUCAAGGACCAGUAGAGUUAUUGAGUAUUCCUGAGGAUGCCCCCGAAAAAGACUGGGCCUCUAGAGAGAAGCUGAGAGACUAUCAGUUCAAACGAUUGAAAUAUUAUUAUGCAGUAGUGGAUUGUGAUUCUCCUGAAACAGCAAGUAAGAUUUAUGAAGAUUGUGAUGGCCUGGAAUUUGAAAGCAGUUGUUCUUUUAUAGACCUAAGGUUUAUACCAGAUGAUAUUACUUUUGAUGAUGAGCCCAAGGAUGUGGCCUCAGAAGUUGAUCUAACAGCAUAUAAACCAAAAUAUUUCACAUCCGCUGCAAUGGGAACAUCAACGGUGGAGAUCACUUGGGAUGAGACUGAUCAUGAAAGAAUCACAACACUUAACAGAAAGUUUAAAAAGGAGGAGCUUUUGGACAUGGACUUCCAGGCCUACUUAGCUUCCUCUAGUGAGGAUGAAGAAGAAGAGGAAGAAGCACCACAAGGUGAGGAUGGAGUCAGUGUCGAAGAUGGGAAAACAAAGAAAUAUCAGAAGGAUGAUGAAGAACAAAUUGCUAAAUAUAGAGAGCUCUUGCAAGUUAUUAAAGAAAAGGAGAAAAAAGGAAAAGAAAAUGAUAUGGAAAUGGAGAUCAAGUGGGUUCCAGGCCUUAAGGAGAGUGCAGAAGAAAUGGUCAAAAACAAGUUGGAGGGAAAGGACAAGCUGACCCCUUGGGAACAAUUUUUAGAGAAGAAGAAAGAGAAGAAAAGACUGAAAAAGAAACAGAAGGCUCUUUCUGAAGAAGCCAGUGAAGAUGAGCUUCCCUCUGAUGUUGAUUUGAAUGAUCCCUACUUUGCUGAAGAAGUUAAAAAAAUAGGUAUAAAGAAAAAAUCAACGAAAUGUGCAAAGGGCAGCACAUCUUCAGAGGAAGAAACUGAACUAGAAAAACAAAAGGCUGAAAUGGCCUUGCUUGUAAUGGAUGAGGAAGAAGACAGCAAGAAACACUUCAAUUAUGACAAGAUUGUGGAACACCAGAAUCUGAGCAAAAAGAAGAAGAAAAAGCUUAUGAAAAAGAAGGAGUUGCUUGAGGAUGACUUUGAGGUAAAUGUUAGCGACGCACGGUUUCAGGCAAUGUACACUUCCCACUUAUUCAAUUUGGAUCCUUCUGAUCCUAAUUUCAAGAAGACAAAAGCUAUGGAAAAAAUUCUUGAAGAGAAAGCUCGGCAACGAGAACGAAAAGAAGAACUCCUUACUCAAGCAGUGGAGAGAGCUCAGCAGGACACGGGAAAGGCAGCACAGAAGCAGCACUCAGAUCCUGCCUUGUCUUUGCUGAUUAAAUCCGUGAAAAAUAAAACAGAGCAAUUCCAAGCCAGAAAAAAACAGAGAGUCAAAUAACUGGACACUGUCUCUGUGAUCUCAAGUACACAGAAAUAGUUUAAGGGUUAAUGGGAAUGUAGCUAUCUUAACCCCAGCACUCGGGAGGCAGAAGCAGAAGGAUCUCUGUGAGUUCGAGGCCAGUUUGGUCUACAAAACGAGAUCCAGGACAGGCUCCAAAGCCAAACAGAAACCCUGUCUCAAAAAUUA